Molecule: messenger RNA, 3975 nt
Organism: Vombatus ursinus (common wombat)
Lineage: Eukaryota; Metazoa; Chordata; Mammalia; Diprotodontia; Vombatidae
Gene: NAT9
Product: N-acetyltransferase 9 (putative)
Exons: 7
Coding region: 164-799 (211 amino acids)
Biological process (GO): protein acetylation
Molecular function (GO): N-acetyltransferase activity
Source: RefSeq, a predicted model, not a curated record
CCGGGAUCCCGGGUCUGCCUCGGACAGGUGAACAUGAGGAUUGACGGUGGGACCGGGUGUCCAGGCCUGGGGUUGGGGGUGAUAGGAUGUUGGUCACAGGAGGAAAGGGCCAAAAGGAGAGCAAUUUUACAGGAAGAGGAAAUCCCAUCUUUCUGGUGCAACCAUGAGAGUAAAUCAGAAUACUAUGCUGUUGGGACAGAAGGUGAUCCUGGUACCCUACACCACAGAGCAUGUACCCAGAUACCAUGAAUGGAUGAAGUCAGAGGAGCUGCAGCGGCUGACAGCUUCAGAGCCUCUGACUCUGGAGCAGGAGUAUGUGAUGCAGCACAGCUGGCGAGAAGAUACUGACAAAUGUACUUUCAUUGUGCUGGAUGCAGAAAAAUGGCAGGCACAGCCAGACUCGGCCGAAGAGAACUGCAUGGUGGGAGACGUGAACUUGUUCCUUACUGACUUGCAGGACCCAACUUUGGGGGAGAUUGAGGUCAUGAUUGCUGAGCCCAGCAAUCGACGAAGGGGGUUUGGCACAGAGGCAGUUCUGAUGAUGAUGGCUUAUGGAAUGACCACACUAGGUCUCAACAAGUUUGAAGCCAAAAUUGGACAAGGAAAUGAGCCUAGCAUAUGCAUGUUUAAAAAGCUUCACUUUGAGCAGGUGACUAUGAGCAACAUCUUUCAAGAGGUGACCCUGAGGCUGCUGGUGAGUGAACCAGAGAGACAGUGGCUUCUGGAGCAGACCAGCCAUAUGGAAGAGAAGCAGUACAGAGGCAGGAGCUGGUGGAGCCAUGAAGCUAACAGUUGCUGAUCAUCCUGGGAGCCCUACUAGCUGGCCUGGUCUUGUAGGGAAGACUCUCGGAUGGAUGGGUGGAGGAAUCUAGUCUACACCCCCGUAAUAGCUUGUGCUAUCAGGACAGAGCCCUUACAAUCCUAGCGUUUCCUGGGCAAGCCACUCCUCAAAGGCUGAUCAAGGAAAAGUCUCCUCUCCCUGAACAAGGGAGUUAAAAUACCUACCGAUCAUUGACUAGCUUGCACUUGACAUUUGAUGGGAGUGGCUUUGCUGAAGUAAUUCAUUUGGAAUCAGGAAUAGAUAGGAGUGAUCCAGGAAGGAUGUAACUGUGAAGACCUACAGCCAGCAUGACUGUACUGUGCCUCCCUCCUUCUUUUGAGGCCUGGUACUGCUGGGCAUGGCUACUGUGUAUGGAGGAUGCCAGGGUUUCAUUGCCACUGGCAUGUGAAAUCUAGACCCAGUUCAGAAGUGGAAAAUAGCAGGAGAGAGAGGGAAGAACCCAGAGGAAUCCUCGAAAUUGGCCACAUGCCCUGCACUGAAUGAGAGCUCUGGAUUGAUCUCCAACUUCUCUGUACGCUCAGCCUCACAGCACACUCUUCCUGACGAGUGGGCCGUGAUGUCAGGUUCUAAUUAGUAGUACUGAUUGGGGGGGGGGGGAGUCGGAGUCCAGAAUUUGUUGUAAUAGAGCAAUGCUUUCCUGCAUGAGUGUGCUCAACCCCAACCCUGGCAUUACCUUGCUGCUCUCCACAUGGCCACCAGAUGGCAGUAGAGGAGCAAUCUGAGAUAGCUUGAGCUGAGCAAGGGAGUCGCAGGGUGCUAGAGACAGAAAGGCUCAGAGGUUGAGGACAACCCCCAGAAUGACUAUCACCUCUAUGCUGGCCAUCAUGAAAAUACAGGGCUGUUUCCAAAGUAUUACCCCGAUACAAUAUUCUCCCGAGUUUGUUUACUCAUCUGUAAAAUAAGGGGAAUUCAAACCAUGAUCUCUAACAUUAAGAAAUUACCUUGACAGGUAAGGAAAGAACCAAAAUCUACACCCUCUAUUUCUGGCCAUCUUUGAAAUUGCUAAUACACUCCCCACCCUAUCAGCCGCUCCACCCUGUUCUUGACCUAGCCAGAGAGCCCCAAGGGCACAGAUUUCUUCAUCUUGGCAAGUGAAGCUGGGAGGAGGGCCGGCCCCAAUGCAAUCUUAACAGUAAGAGGUUUUCAAAUUGUAGGGAUGGGGGUUUGGGACCAGAAGGUUGAAGAAACUGGGUUUGGCUUGAGUGCUCAACUCCCAGUUCCUAACCUGUUUAUGGUAUCAUAUUUUUUUAAAGAUACCAGUCCACAGCCCCCCCUUUGAGGCCCUUGGGAGAAUUAUAAUCCUCUUUAACCAAAGUGUUUCUUUUACCUGUCUUUGCUUCAUAGGAUUUACAGCUGGAAAUGGCCUAAUUAACCCCCAUCAUUUUAAGAUGGGACAAUUGAGACUCAGAAAGGUUAAUUUACUUCUUCAGAGUUGAAUACAGCAGAAAACCAGCGUUUGAGUCCAACUUCUCUGACCCAAAAUUCAGUGCUCUUUCUCCUUGAGCACUGCCCUUUCAGUGCACAGUUAAGGAAGGGGCUGGGCCUAAGUCAGAGGAACAUCAGCUCCUCUGCUCCUUUUCACAUGGAAUGGACACCAAUACCAAUUAAUCCUGGUAGAUACUACAGGUCCUGUCUGUGUUCCCAGACUCUAGUAAUGUCUCAUCCCUGAUAAACGGAGCUGGGGAUCAAUCUCUACGAUUCAGGCGACUUUUCGCCCCUGCCUCUUUCAAAGAUAGAGCAUGGUGCCCUCAUCCUUCUAACUCUUCAACUUCUAUUGCCCCCAAGCUGCUGCUUUGUGUACAGUACAUGCUGGGAUUAGAGGAACAAACCUCAUGAGUAGGGCUCCCUGCUUCAGGCAGAUAAGAUAAUAUCAUCGGAGCCGGCUCAGGGUCUCACCAGUCCCAGCAAUCUACGAACCACCAACAGGCCAGGCAGAGAUUAAAGCCAAGUCCUUGCAUUCCCCGCUACCUCCCCCAGCCCAGGGCUUAGUGCCUCCCAAUAACCCAGGCAUCAUUCAGCAGAAGUCCUCCCCUCCUUUUUCUCUGCCUCAUUCCAGACUUCUAAUCACCUAGGACUCAGCCCCCAUUCCUCAUUGUGCCAGACUAAAGUUUCAGUCAUGGGGGCCCCAAAGGUAAAUCUGAACCGUGUGACUGGUGGUGAUGGGUGUGUGUGUGAUUUUUGUACCUGGUUUGAGAGAGGCUAGGAAAGGGGUGGGGGGGUGGGGUGAUGGGCUCCAGGGAAGAGAAACUCCCUAUAUUUAGUAAUGAGGCGCUAAACUUUUUUCUACCUACUGAAGGAUUGUAAGUUCUAUCAGUGACUUUUGUACCUAGAGGAUAAAGCACUUGUUUCUCCACCUUACUUACUACUGAGGUAUAUACCUGUAUAUAUUUAGACUCUGAUUUAGCUUGGCACUUGUAUAGUAGAGAGUUCUGUGAAUAAGGGAAGGUAUUUCAAGAACUAGGUCUGCUAUUCCUCCCCCCCCCCCCCAUCUUAGGUUGACAAGGCAGGGAAGACUGGAGCUGCAAACAGCUCCUCUGACGUGAGCUGUAGCCACCUUUUUCUUUUCCAAAGAUCACCUGGAAGGGAGAGGUUGGCUAUAGGACAUGGAAUAAGCAUACAGGGAAGGGUUAGAGGAACCAAUGGAAUUUGUGCUAGAGUUUUAUUACUGAUUAGAUUGUGAGCUCCUUGUGAGAGCCAGGGACUUUUCUUUGCCUUUCUUUGUAUCUCAGGUCUUAGCAGUGUCUGGCAUGAAGUAGGCACUUAAUAAAUGCUUGUUGACUAAUAGACGAAUCUCAGCUGGGAACGCCCUAGGUAGUAUUGGGUUCAAAGCCUUCUUACAUGUCUUGCCUGAAAGCCUAGGGCAGUGCUAUAAGUAGUCUUAGAGUAGGGGAAAAACAAGCUCAAGACAAAACAAGCAACGUCUUCCAACACGGGAACUGGGAGAAAUCAUGUUAAUCAUAGCACAAAAAAAAAUCCUUCUAAACUUAUGACACUAAAACAAACAUUCCCCACCCCACCCCCCAAAACCCAAAUACCCUGAUUUGUAGCUUUUAGGGAGAAGACCCUGUCCAUCCCUGAGCUGUGGUUUCUGCCCUUAGGGCUUCUCAUUCAGCCAUUCCCUGACUCUGGACGGU